Molecule: messenger RNA, 6186 nt
Organism: Cynoglossus semilaevis (tongue sole)
Lineage: Eukaryota; Metazoa; Chordata; Actinopteri; Pleuronectiformes; Cynoglossidae
Gene: med1
Product: mediator complex subunit 1
Exons: 16
Coding region: 59-5521 (1820 amino acids)
Biological process (GO): cellular response to thyroid hormone stimulus; regulation of transcription by RNA polymerase II
Cellular component (GO): mediator complex
Molecular function (GO): transcription coregulator activity; nuclear retinoic acid receptor binding; nuclear vitamin D receptor binding
Source: RefSeq, a predicted model, not a curated record
CCACAGACUACACUACGGAAGCUCGGAAGGUCAUGUUUGGAUCUGGAGGUGGAGGACAAUGGCGGCGGUUUCGGGUGUCUCUAUGCAGAGCGGUAGCCCCGCUAGAGAACUCUCAGUCUCACUUCAGUCGGGAGGGAACCAGACUCAUGGGGAGCGGCCCAAACCCGAAGAGGUCACAGAGGUAGAGAAGCAAAGCCGUAUGGCUGCUCUGCUCGAGAGGCUUCAUGCAAAACACAAUGCUGCACGGCCAUGGCAGGAAACCUGCAAAGUCGUGCGUCAGGCCAUGGAGAAACGAGGCGCGAUGAACACUGCGGGUCACCAGCUCCUGCUCACCUGUCUGGAGACCCUGCAGAGAGCAUUGAAAGUUUCAUCACUGCCUUCCAUGACGGACCGCCUAGAAUCAAUCGCUCGUCAAAACCUGCUGCUGUCUCAUGUCAGCCCAUCAGGAACUGAGUGCUUUCUCACAUCAGACAUGUUUUAUGUAGAAGUCCAAUUAGACCCUGCUGGCCAGCUAGUCGACGUCAAGGUGGCUCACCAGAGGGAGAACCCUACGAGCUGCCACGAGCUGAUCCAGCAUCUAAGAGAGAAGAACUUUGAAGAGUUCUCCAAACACCUGAAAGGACUCGUUGAACUGUACAAGCUCCCUGGCGAUGAUAAGAUGAAAACCAAGAUGUACAUAGCACUGCAGUCUUUGGAGCUUGAUCUCACCAAGAUGAUGCACAUGUUUAGGUUGGCAACCAAUGCAAAUGCAGUGGAAACUAUACUUCAUGGCAGCGUGGGUUUAUUGACAGCGAGGAGUGGCGGCAAUCUUGUUUCUCUUCAAUGCUACGUGUCCCCUUAUGACAUAUUUGAGGAGGGAGCACAGCUAAACUUAACAGAAAAUGUUCCCCGCUCUUUAGGCAUCAGCGUGUCUGUCACAAUUGAGGGAACCGUCGCCGUCUACAAGCUCCCAAUUGCUCCACUCAUUACUGGAUCUCACCCUGUGGACAACAAAGGGACCCCUUCCUUCUCCACUGUGACCAACUCCAACUGUGUGGAUCUGCCUGCUUGCUUUUUUCUCAAGCUGACCCGCCCCAUGCCCUUUUCACUCUUAUUUAUUCAAAGGAUGGGUUAUGCUUCUGCAAUCCCAGUGUUUGAGACCCCACCAAGCCUCUCACCUCUCUACCAGUUAAUCGUCCAGAGCCAGUUCCAACUCCUGGAAGAGAGCAGCUCCACACCUCCACCUUCCCACAACAUGCACUUCUAUUCUGUGCUGCCUGAUCAGCAACAUUGUUAUUUCCUGAAUGGCGAUGCCCCAGUUCAAGAUGGACAUUCUCUCCAAGGAGCACUGGUUUCCAAGAUCCCCUUUCGCCACCCGGCACAAGUGCCACAUCUAUUAGAUAUCAUCCGGCAUCAGGCUGCCUAUAACACAUUGAUUGGCAGCUGUGUAAAACAGACUCCUAUCAAAGAAGACAGUGCUGGCCUGCUGCAGUUUGAAGUAUGUCCUCUCACUGAUUCAAGUUUCAGUGUUUCAUUCCAGCAUCCAGUCAAUGAAUCACUGGUCUGUGUGGUGAUGGAGGUGAUUGACUCCAGACAAGUGUCCUGCCGGCUGUAUAAAGGUCCAUCAGAUGCCUUAAUCUGUACUGAUGACUUUAUCACUAAAGUGGUUCAGAGAUGCAUGUCCAUUCCUGUGACCAUGCGGGCUAUUCGGAGGAAAGCAGAGACCAUCCAGGCUGACACUCCAGCACUGUCGCUAAUUGCCCAAACUGUGGCGACCAUGGUGAAAAAUAAUCUUCCACCAUCUGGUAGCCCUAUGUACAACAUGGCAGCAGGUGAUAUAGCAAAUCCUUUGGAAAUGCCUGGACUCACAGGAGGCAACACCCCAACCGGAGGUCCUGCCGGUGGACCUAAUUUUCCAAAUCCAAUGAUUCUCUUUGGGAAGUCCCAAACAGAGAGACAAGCCCAAGGAGGAGAUUGCCUUAACCAGGGUGGAGUGGCUGGACAACAUCAACUGCCACAGCAGCAAGGCCAGGUUCAUUCAGAUGAAUACAGCAAAGUUGUCCAGAAUCCCAUAUUGACAAGUCUUUUACAAAUCACUGGAAAUAUGGGUUCUAGUCCCAGCUCUCAAAAUGCUCCUCCACCACAUCAGACUCCGCCCCCAACUUCCUCUCCUGCCAGCAACACUAAGAAUCAUCCAAUGUUGAUGAACUUGUUAAAAGAUAAUCCCACUCAAGAUUUUGCUGCACUGUACAGUUCUAGUCCAUUAGAGAGACAGAACUCUGGUUCCCCUCGGACAGAGGGCAUGGGAGCAGCCUGUCCUGGGGGAAACACAAAGGGAAAGAAAAAGCGGCCACGGCCAACAGAGAAAGGUGCCAUGUUGCCUGGAAGUGCUCCAGGUGGUGGAAUGGGUAUGAAAUCACAACAAGGAUCCUCCAUUCAGCAGCAUCACCAGCACCAUGCAGCCACACAUGAAGAUGAUUUCCACCGUGAGCUUCUUUCUAUGGUAGAUGCAUCUCAAAAUUCUAUAUUUGAUGUUAACCUGACUGGUGAUGGUUUAGACACACCGCACAGCAUCACCCCAGCACCAAGCCAAGGUGGAACGCCACCAUCUGGCCCCGGCAUGCCUUAUUCACAGUCUCAUAUCCAGUCUCAGCAGCAGCAACCACCUGGGACUGUACCACCUCGAAUGUCUCGACUGUCAAGUUCUGACAGCAUUGGAGCUGAUAUCACAGAGAUCCUCUCAGAUUUACCAGAACAGACAGGCAAACCUAGCAGUGGCAACCAUGGACAGCACCCGGUGGUCAGCGGUGGGGAGGAUGGAGGCCCACUCGGUACUCCCAUCCGUGACUCCUCCAGUUCAGGCCAAGGCAGUACAGUUUUUGACUCUGCAGACAUUUUCAGUGCCAACAGCAACGAAAAUCCUUUUACUGACGCUGCUGAUUUGAUCGCAGAGGCUGCCGCAACGGCAGCCACUCCCAACAGCGAUUCAUCUUCUACAAACUUCUUUCCUGAUGCCGCUGAUUUUAAUGCUGACCUGCUGACUUCCGGCCAUGGCUUCUCUCAGACUUACUUUGACGACAGCUCCCCCAGUGCUGAUGGAGACAUAGACCUUGUCAAAGGGUUUGGGGGAGGGAGCCAGCAAAAUACUCCAUCAGGAACACCUCAGAACCCGACUCCACACGGGCAAAGCACUCCAGAGCCUACACUGAAGGACCCUUUUGAUAUAGGCAUUACGUUUGUAGGGAACAGUGGUGGUGGUAAACCACUACUAGGGCCAGCCCCGGAUUUAGGAGACACACAUGGUGCUGGAUCUCAGAGUCCAAUCAUGAUGGGCCUUGGAGCUUGUGGUGACUUUAAAAGUGCAGAACCCAAAGUGAAACAGCCACAGGGACUGAUGCGACCAAAGGAUGAGAAUGGUGGAAGCGCAGCUAGCAACUCUAGUAUUGGAAUGGGCAGCACUUCCACUGAGGUUAAACAAAUCAAACGCAGCAGAACUCCAUCCAGUGAGGGAAAGUCUAAAGAUAAGCCUCCAAAACGCAAAAAACUAGACCCUGAUGGAAAGUCGCCAUCACACAGCUCAGGUGGUCGACCGUACACACCUCCUAGUGGUGGCUCAGGGUCUGGAGGAAGCAUGAGCGGAGGAGGUUCCAAGUCUCCUGGUAGUUCAGGAAGGUCACAAACGCCCCCUGGUGGUGCCACACCUCCAAAAGUUCCCAAAAUCACCAUUCAGAUCCAAAAAGGGACAAUCACUGGUGGGAAAACUUCAUCCCAUAGCGGAUACACUUCCAGCAGUUUGACCACAAGUAGCACUGGAAGUGUAGGAGGGACAAGCAGCAGCAAAAGCCAUCAUUCCCACUCAUCUUCCUCAGGUAAGAUCAAGUCCAAGGAAGGCUCUGUAACACAAGGAAGCAGCUCCAAGCAAGGAAGUGGACUAGGCGGCGCAAGUGGCACUUCCCAGUCCAAAGGCUCUUCUCAAGGAAUGGGUGUGGGUAAACCAGGAUCUUCGCCGAUCACUAAACAUGGACUGUCUGGACCUGGAGGUAGUGGAAGUGGAAUUGGCAGCAGUAAUAAAUCAAAACCACAGGGGGGGAAGCCGUCUGGGUCCCUCAUGAAUCCAAACAUGAAGCCAAACAUCUCUCCUUCUCAUUCCCGUUCAGGUGGAUCUGGUGACAAAUUGUCCUCCCCUAUGAAAAUGUCUCAGUCUCAAGUACCGGGAACCCCCCCUUCUUCCAAGGCUAAAUCUCCAAUGGGCUCAGGAGGCAGUGGCUCUGGGGGGUCCAAGUCUUCUGGUGGAGGUAUGAGUUCUCAAAAGCCCAUGGGUGGAAGCUCUUCCUCUGGCUCCACAUCAUCUACAUCAUCCUCGAGCUCCUCUUCUUCUGGUUCCAUGGGUUACUCAGGUUCUCAGACUCAGUAUGGGAGUGGGAGUGGAGGAGGAAGUGGAGGUGGAGGACAUAGUGGAGGCGGAGGACAUGGAGGAGGUGGGGGUAGUGGUGGAGGAGGUGGGGGCAGUGGGAGCGGUGGGGGCAGUGGGGCAGCAAAUCAGAACAAUGCAAACAACCCCAAUGCCAAAGGGAAAUCACCUAGUCGAAACAAGAAGCCUUCUCUUACAGCAGUCAUAGACAAACUCAAGAGUGUAGGAGGAGGGGGACUGGGGGAGGAUGGAUGUGAGGUUGGGCCACCAGUCGGAGGAUCUGGUUCAGGAUCUGCUCCUGGUGGUGGUUCUGGGAGUGUUCCCAGCAGUGGAGCAUCAAGCAUGGUGCCCUCCAAACAUGGCUCAUCGUCCCAAAGUGGAGAAUAUAAGAGAGAAAGCUCUGAUAAGGAUGCUAAAGCAAAAGUUUCAGUUUCUGGGGGAAACAGUGGAGAUAAAAAACUAAUGGACCCAAAAUCAGGUGGGGUGGGCACAACUGGUCUGGCCAAAAUCAUUAUUAGCAAACCUGACGGGGGCUCACCAAGCAUCAAGGCUAAAGUGCUUCAAAAAUCCGGCGAGGGAUCUGGCGACUCCAUGCGUCCCCAAAUUUCCAGUCUCAAAGCGUCGCCUCUCUUCAGUGGCUCUACUCCCAAACACGACCGCUCCUCUCCAAGCCACAGCCGCUCACCAGGAUACACUCCGCUCAACCACGACAGUGAGAGUGAGUCAGGGAGCAGCUCGGUAGCAGAGAAGUCCCACCAAAACAGCCCCAGCUCGGACGACGACCAGACCAUGCGACCACUACCCCCCCAGGACUACAUGAGCUCCAUUACCCUCAGUUCAGGGGAGAAACACAAAAAGCACAAGAAGGAGAAAAAGAAGCAAAAAGAAAGAGAACGUGAGAGAGACAGAGACAGAGAACGAGACAGAGAGAAGGAAAAAAAGAAGUCGUCCAUGUCCAUGGGGCCUUCCUCACAUCCAAUUAAAUCAGACAGUUGGUCUCGAUCGCCCAUCUCUGCUUCAGAGUCCUCUUUGUCCAUGCUGGGCCCGGAGCGUCCGUCUCGGCCCAGUCCCAUGUACAUGAGAAAUGAAGACGAUGAUCUCAUGGACUCGGCCCUAACUGGCAACUUGUAGAUUUUAUUCAAACUUUCUCUAAAAUAUAACAACCUGUUGACACAUUUUAGAACCAGGCCUUUUACAUGCAAAUUAAAUAGAUAUUUAUAAGUGGAGACACACGCUAAUGUUGGUCGUGGCAUCUCCCACAGAGACCUAUAAUCAUUUGAUUUUAACAUGGUUCGUUGCCAAAACAUCAUGAUGGUUUUAAAUCUUAUAAAAGAAUACAGGUGUCUCAUUUUAUCAUGACCAUUUCAAAACGUUUUUUCUUUCUUUUUUAAAAAAAAAAGUUUUUAUGUAUAAUCUUGUUCUUUUUAUAUUUAAUACACCUGUCAGUGUACGUUGUCAGAACUAGCGUUUGUUUAAAAAUGUUAAAACUGUUAGAGAACAGUACAGUGUUCACUUUGCCUUCCUUUUGCUUUUUUAAAGAUAUUUUGAUACGUUUUUACAUGAAAAUGUAAAUUGCUGUUGGAAGAAGAAAAGAGACUUUACGAUAGAGUAAUAACAAUAGGCUAGAAGAUCUGUUUAUUUUUAAUUGUCAACAUUUAGCUAAAAAAAAUCACUUCUGAUGUGUAACUACUACACUUCCCUAAAGCUGCACAAGAUGGCAGCAGUGUGCAGAAGUCAGCUGCUCUCCCGCUGUAAAAAAUAUCAUGGAUUUCAUUAAGUCAUGGAAGAAUGUAUUA